AGACGUCCUCACAAAACAAAGGAACUAGAAACAUUAAACCUUUCACUUGCCAUCAGUGUGGAAGAGGUUUCAGUCACAAACAAACCCUUAACAGGCACAUGAAAAUUCACACCGGAGUGAAGCCUUUCGCCUGCCAACAGUGUGAAAAGAGAUUCUCUGACAGAACAAACCUUGACGGCCACAUGAGUGUUCACACUGGAGAGAGACCUUUCACCUGCUCUCAGUGUGGAAAGAGUUUUACACAGAAAAAAAUCCUAAAUGCCCACAUGAGUAUUCACACUGGACGGUGCCUGUACACCUGCAAACUGUGUGGGAGGAGUUUCUCACAAAAAGGUCAUCUUAAGGAUCACAUGAGAACUCACACUGGAGAAAAGCCAUUCACAUGCGAUCAGUGUGGAAAGAGUUUUACACACAAAAAAAGCCUUAAUGUCCACAUGCAAUAUCAUACUAUCAGAUUUAAAGAAAACCUUAACAAUUACAUUACGAUUCACAAAAGAGAGGGGGCUUUUAUAUGUCAUCAGUGUAGAAGGAGCUUCGAAGACAGCAAAUGCCUUAAGAAUCAUGUAAAAACUCACGCUGGAGAGAAGCCUUUCAUGUGCGAUCACUGUGGAAAGACUUGCGCAAACAAAGCAAACCUUGAGAAUCACGUAAGAGUUCACACUGGAGAGAAGCCAUUCAUCUGCCCUCAGUGUGGAAAGAGUUUCCCGUACAAAGGAAACCUGAAGAUUCACAUAAGAGCUCACACUGGAGAGAGGCCUUACAAGUGUCUUCAGUGUGAGAAGACUUUCAUGUAUCACUCAGGCCUGAAGCGUCAUUUACAGACUUGUGCCUGUUUCACAACGCAAGCUUGAGCUUCACGUCAGCGGCUCCAAAGCUGCACAUUUCUAUACAAAGACAGCUAUAAAUUUGUUUUUCAAAGUUGAUUUACAAAACUAAGCCAUAUGCAUUCAUUCUGAACGACAUCAGUUCAAUUGUGAUCCAUGUAACAUUUUUUUUUCUUUUGCCAUCACACUUAACAGAUGCAUAUGAAAAGACAUAAAUGUGAGACCCUGUUUGUGGUCCUUGUGAAAACAGAAAAUGUAUACGUGUGUGUGAAAUUAAGGCUCUG
This is a messenger RNA of Sinocyclocheilus rhinocerous, 1108 nucleotides long. Its product is annotated as gastrula zinc finger protein XlCGF7.1-like. The record is from RefSeq and is a predicted model, not a curated record. The coding region runs from base 99 to 851 and encodes 250 amino acids. Gene Ontology annotation, molecular function: RNA polymerase II cis-regulatory region sequence-specific DNA binding; DNA-binding transcription factor activity, RNA polymerase II-specific. Gene Ontology annotation, biological process: regulation of transcription by RNA polymerase II. The transcript has a single exon. Lineage: Eukaryota; Metazoa; Chordata; Actinopteri; Cypriniformes; Cyprinidae.